AAACCUUGCCUUCUUCUCCCACGACAAAUCAGGAUGAAACACUGAUUAUAACUGAUGAGGACGGCUACCGUAUAGACACGUUCAAAAUGACAGCACACUCUUUCUCCACUAGUUUGAAACAUUUCAGAAGUCAAAGCGGAGAAAAGACUUUUAAAUGCUCGAGAUGUGAUUACAGAGGUAAAACCAAGUGGUGCCUAAUUAAACACGUGAGAACACACACGGGAGAGAAACCCUUCAAAUGUACCAGAUGUGAUUACAGAUGUGCACAGCAGGUUCAUCUUACUAGGCAUAUCCGAACUCACACAGGAGAGAAACCAUUUAAAUGUUCUCGGUGUAGUGACAGAUUUCGUACUAAGUGGUCCCUAACUACACAUGUCAGAACUCAUACAGGAGAGAAACCCUUCAAAUGUGCCUGGUGUGAUUACAGAUGUAGUGACAAGUCGUCCCUAACUAGCCAUUUAAGAAAUCACACAGGAGAGAAACCGUUCAAAUGUGCCUGGUGUGAUUACAGAUGUAGUGCCAAGUCGUCAUUAACUACCCAUGUCAGAACUCACACGGGAGAGAAACCCUUCAAAUGUGCCUGGUGUGAUUACAGAUGUAGUGCCAAGUCGUCCCUAAUUAGCCAUGUCAAAACUCACACAGGAGAGAAACCCUUCAAAUGUGAAUGGUGUGAUUACAGAUGUAGUGCCAAGUGGUCCAUAACAAGACAUCUUAGAAUUCACACCGGAGAGAAGCCCUUCAAAUGUUCCUUGUGUGAUUACAGAUGUAAUGUCAAGUCGUCCCUAACUAGCCAUCUCAGAACUCAUACAGGAGAGAAACCCUUUAGAUGUGAAUGGUGUGAUUAUAGAUGUAGUGUGCAGAGAAAUCUAACUAGACACGUCAAAACACACACGGGAGAGAAACCCUUCAAAUGUACCAGAUGUGAUUACAGAUGUGCGCGGCAGGUUCAUCUAACUAGGCAUAUCCAAACUCACACAGGAGAGAAAGCAUUUAAAUGUUCGCGGUGUAACUAUAGUUCUAAUUAUAAAGGUAAUUUACAUAAACACAUUAGAAUUCACUCUGAAGAGAAGCCAUACGAGUGUAACCUCUGUGAUUACAGAGGUAGAGGUAAGUCCGCUCUGAGUAAACACGUCAGAACUCACACCGGAGAGAAACCCUUCAGAUGUGCCUUGUGUGAUUACAGAUGUAGUGCCAAGUCGUCCCUAACUAGCCAUCUGAGAACCCACACAGGAGAGAAAACCUUUAAAUGCGCCUGGUGCAAUGACAGAUUUAGUUGUCAGAGUGAUUUAACUAGACACGUCAAAACACACACGGGAGAGAAACCAUUCAAAUGUACCAGAUGUGAUUACAGAUGUGCACGGCAGGUUCAUCUAACUAGGCAUAUCCGAACUCACACAGGAGAGAAACCAUUUAAAUGCUUUCGGUGUAAUUACAUUUCUAAUGAUAAGGGUAACUUAGAUAAACACAUGAGAAUUCACUCUAAAGAGAAGCCAUACAAGUGUACCUUGUGUGAUUACAGAGGUAGAGGUAAGUCAGCUCUGAACAAACACGUCAGAACUCAUACAAGAGAGCACGCCUUUAAAUGUACCUUGUGUGAUUACAGUUGUAAUCGGAGAGAUUAUCUGAAGAACCACAUGAUAGCUCACAAAGGAGAAAAACCUUUCAAAUGCACCUGGUGUGAUUACAGGUGUAGUAAACGAGAUUAUCUAACUAAACAUGUCAGAACUCACACAGGACAGAAACAAUUUCUGUGUAGCCAUUGUGGUCACAGGUGUAGUGACAGACAUGCUCUAGAGGUGCAUACUAGAACUCACACAGGAGAGAAACCCUUCAAAUGUGCCUGGGUGUGAUUACAGAUGUUGUAGCAAGUCAUCCCUAACUCUCCACACCAGAUCUCACACACGAGAGAAACCCUAGAAAUGUGUUUUGUGUAAUAACAGUAUGAUUACAGAUGGAAAAUAUCCCUAACUACCCUGUCAGAAUUCACACUGGAGAGAAACUCGCACAGGAGAGAAACCCUUCAAAUGUACGUGGUGUGAUUACAGAUGUAGUAACAAUUCGGCUCUGUGUUAGCAUGUCAAAACGCACGCGGAAGAGAACACUAUCAAAUGUACGUGGUGAGAUUACAGAUGUAGUAACAAUUCGGCUCGGGAUGAACAUGUCAAAACGCGCGCGGAAGAGAACACUAUCAAAUGUACGUGGUGAGAUUACAGAUGUAGUAACAAUUCGGCUCUGGGUGAAAUUGUCAAAACGCGGGCGGGAGAGAACGCUAUAUAUUGUACCUGAUGUGUUUACAGAUUUAGUAAGAAUUUGGCUAUGGGUGCACGUGUCAAAACGCACGCGGAGGAGAAUGCUAUAUAUUGUACCUGAUGUGACUACAGAUUUAGUAAGAAUUUGGCUGUGGGUGCACGUGUCAAAACGCACGCGGAGGAGAAUGCUAUCUAUUGUACCUGAUGUGACUACAGAUUUAGUAAGAAUUUGGUUGUGGGUGCACGUGUCAAAACGCACGCGGAGGAGAAUACUAUCUAUUGUACCUGAUGUGACUACAAAUUUAGUAAGAAUUUGGCUGUGGGUGCACGUGUCAAAACGCACGCGGAGGAGAAUGCUAUCUAUUGUACCUGAUGUGACUACAGAUUUAGUAAGAAUUUGGCUGUGGGUGCACGUGUCAAAACGCACGCGGAGGAGAAUACUAUCUAAUGUACUUGGUGUGAUUACGCACAUUAGAAAGAAACGCCUUUUUUGCCUCGUUAUUCGAUUGCAGAUGAAGUCGGCGAAGAUGAUGUACAUGUUAGAACUCACACAACAGAGAAGCGAUUCCAGUGUAUGUUGUGUGUUUACAGAUGUAAUAGGAAAUGUUCUCUGACCAAACAACACAAGGUGCGGAGUUCAAAUGGGACCUUUUGGCAGGCAAAGUGUGGACUCCCCAGCUCUCACUGAUUGUUGGUUGUUGUCACUAUGAGCGGUCGCCGAUGAUCCUGUCACUGUUUGAGCAAUCCAAUGUGCGUUAAAGACUGAAGUAUGAAGUUGUGUCAAUAACAUGUUAAAGGUCAGAGCUUUACGCCUUUACCAAAAAAAAAAAAAAACCUGAGCGCCAUCGUAUACGUGAAAUAUUUAUGAGUAUGUCGUUAAAGAACAAUCGGAUAAAUAAAUAAUUAUAGAGGCGAUUGUACUAAACGUGUCAAAGUUCACCUAGGGUGAUAACAGACGUAAAACCACUGACCGUUGGCGAAAGUUGA
This is a messenger RNA of Liolophura sinensis, 3236 nucleotides long. Its product is annotated as gastrula zinc finger protein XlCGF57.1-like. NCBI's taxonomy places the organism in Eukaryota, Metazoa, Mollusca, Polyplacophora, Chitonida, Chitonidae. The transcript has a single exon. Bases 87 to 1850 code for a protein of 587 amino acids. The record is from RefSeq and is a predicted model, not a curated record.